GGUCUGAGCCAGUGCGGUCCCUUCUCCGUGUGCCUGAACACUCCGGGCAGUUUCCGCUGCGAGUGCCGCGGCGGGUACCAGCCAGCGGGCGACGGGCACGCGUGUGUGCCGCUGGCACCACCGAGUGACCCGUGCGAGGACGAGCGGCGUCCCUGCGCUCCGGCUGACCGUGCGCGGUGCCUGUCCCGCGGUGACGGCCGCGCCACCUGCGAGUGCCUCCCCGGCUACACCGGMGACGGUGUCCACUGCUCCGACGUGGAUGAGUGUGCUGAAAGCCCGUGUCACCCGGCCGCCGUCUGCUACAACAGCCCGGGCUCCUUCUCCUGCCGCUGCCAGCCCGGCUACGUGGGUGACGGCUUCCAGUGCACCUACGCAGCGGAAGGGAACCCGCAGCGGCUGACACCGUGCCAGCACGAGCGGAUGUACCCGCGGGAGGUGCCACCGGGGCCAGCACCCCUGGGUGACAGGCACRUCCCCCAGUGYGACGAGCAGGGACGCUACCGGCCCCUGCAGUGCCACGGCAGCUCCGGACACUGCUGGUGUGUGGAUGCRGCSGGGCAGGAGAUCGCCGGCACCCGGACAGCACCGGGCACGACCCCUCCRCGCUGYGGGAGCCCAGCCUGGCAGGGCUCCAUCGUGGUGGGCAUCGACUACGACUGCCGUGAGAAGAUGAUCUACUGGACCGACGUGGCCGGCCGGACCAUCAGCCGGGCAGGGCUGGAGCCGGGCUCAGAGCCAGAGACCAUCAUCAGCUCAGGGCUCAUCAGCCCCGAGGGCUUGGCCGUGGAUCACCUCCGCCGGGCCAUGUUCUGGACGGACAGCGGGCUGGACAGGAUCGAGCGUUCCCGGCUGGACGGCUCCGAGCGCCGCGUGCUCUUCGACACCGAGCUCGUCAACCCCCGCGCCAUCGCCGUGGAUCCCGUCCGAGGCAACAUUUACUGGACGGACUGGAAUCGUGAAGCUCCCAAAAUUGAAACUUCCACUGUCAACGGGGCCAACAGGAGGGUCCUGGUGCACACAGACAUUGGUUUGCCCAAUGGGCUGACUUUUGACCCCUUCUCCAAGCUGCUGUGCUGGGCAGACGCAGGUAAUGUCCCCAAGGAUGGRCCAGAGAAUGUCACAUUGAGCCUCRAGGGAAAAACUUUGAGGUUUUSKAUGUCUUCAGCCCAGUGCUACCU
This is a messenger RNA of Malurus melanocephalus (red-backed fairy wren), 1178 nucleotides long. Its product is annotated as nidogen-2-like. The transcript is spliced from 7 exons. The record is from RefSeq and is a predicted model, not a curated record. Gene Ontology annotation, cellular component: basement membrane. Lineage: Eukaryota; Metazoa; Chordata; Aves; Passeriformes; Maluridae. Gene Ontology annotation, biological process: cell-matrix adhesion. The annotation marks the transcript as partial. Gene Ontology annotation, molecular function: calcium ion binding.